CGGGACGCCCUGUGUCUGUGUGUCUGUCCGCCCAGGUGCAAAUUCUUCAGCCUGACGGAGACGCCGGAAGAUUACACCAUCAUCGUGGAUGAGGAGGGCUUCCUAGAGCUGCCCUCCUCAGAGCACCUGAGCGUGGCCGAUGCUACCUGGCUGGCCCUGAACGUAGUGUCCGGUGGCGGCAGCUUCUCCAGCUCCCAGCCUAUCGGCGUGACCAAGAUCGCCAAGUCAGUCAUCGCCCCACUGGCCGAUCAGAACAUCUCGGUGUUUAUGCUGUCCACCUACCAGACGGACUUCAUCCUGGUACGCGAGCGAGACCUGCCCUUCGUCACCCACACCUUGUCGUCCGAGUUCACUAUCCUGAGGGUCGUCAAUGGCGAGACAGUGGCGGCCGAGAACCUGGGCAUCACCAACGGCUUCGUGAAGCCCAAGAUGGUCCAGAGGCCGGUCAUCCACCCACUGUCAAGCCCAAGCAACAGGUUCUGUGUGACCAGCCUGGACCCUGACACGUUGCCCACUGUGGCCACCCUCCUCAUGGACGUCAUGUUCUACUCCAAUGGAGUGAAGGACCCCAUGGCGGCCAGCGGGGACGACUGUGGCCACAUCCGCUUCUUCUCCUUCUCCCUCAUCGAGGGCUACAUCUCCCUGGUGAUGGACGUUCAGACACAGCAGAGGUUUCCCGGCAACUUGCUGUUCACCAGCGCAUCCCGGGAGCUGUGGAAGAUGGUGCGCAUCGGAGGGCAGCCGCUGGGAUUCGAUGAGUGCGGCAUCGUGGCCCAGAUCUCCGAGCCCCUGGCUGCGGCCGACAUUCCUGCCUACUACAUCAGUACCUUCAAGUUUGACCACGCGCUGGUUCCAGAAGAGAACAUCAGUGGCGUCAUCAGUGCCCUGCAGGUCAGUCAGGCCGCCAAGCACUAGGAGGGCCUUUCCCUGCGCCGGGCCCGGCCCCCACCCCAAGAUUGUUCUCGCAGUAUUUCUCCACGGACUGGAAAAACGGCCUCCGAGACCCCGAAGCAGAGGCCUCUGGGACACCCCCUCCCUCCCCACACUGGGGCCCACGCCAGGGCCUCUCCCAGGCCCCCCUUCCUGCCUUCCCCGAGCCCCCUGGCCCCCCCAGCCACGACCCGCCCCUGCCCACAGCCCCACCCGCAGAAGACAAGCUGGGGGGGCAAGGAGCUGGGAUCGCCUCCGCCUUCUCACGCGGCCCGGAAAGAAGGAAGCUGAUGGAGACGCUGCGGCGCCCUGGGGGGCUGAGUGUGGGAGCCCCCGGAGUCCCCCUGAGGCCCCCCUCAGCAGCCUUGGGAUCCGUCAGCUCAGGGCCGGCUCCCUGGGACGCGUGCGCACGUACGGCGGGGCUUGAGCUAGGGAGGCGGCCAGCAAGACUGUGCAGAGGGACCCUGUGUGGCCCCUCGCCCAGCGGGGAGGAAGGAACCCCAGGAGACCCACCAGCCUGGAGCACCAGCUCCUGUGUCCUCUGCUCCCCCCAGCCCCUCCUCGGGCAGGCACAGCCUCAGUUUCCCCCCAGCAGGGGCGUCCCCAGCACCCCAGACCUAGACCAGCACGGGGCUCCCGCCGUGGUCCUGCCCCACUCCCAGGGGACAUGGAAGGUCUCUGCGCCCCUGCCUGCCUGCCCCACCGCCCAGGGCUGUGGGCACUCAGGACUGGCUUGACCUGGGAGGCAGCUUAACUGAGCCUUAAUAGAUGAAACCGUGCUUUGUUUUAGUUCUUAUUUAAUGUAUUUGCGCCCGGGCUGCUGUUGAAAUCGAGAGAUGAGGCCAAGCUGAGGUCUUCAGCCAGGGCCCCCCCCCCCCCCCCGGAGCUCCGUGUUGCCCUCCUUUGUGCGUGGCAGCUGGGAGCAGGGAUCUGGUGCAGAUCCCACAAUGCCCUGGAGGCAAGGGGGUGGCUCUCACGGGACCUCCCGAGCCAGCCUGGUUGUAUCCGGGCAUCCCGGGGGCCAGCCCAGAGGUGGGCAGCAGGUGGCAGCCCGCGAGGGGCGGGGGCUCUUGUCCAGGAGGACCGGGAGCUGCUGUGUGCGCUGGGCCCGGGGAGCCUGCGAGGAUCUUGCUGUGUGGGGUGAGCUGGGUUGUGCUCUUUCCGGAAGGUCAGAGGGGAGGGAGUGUUGGCCUGUCCUCGCGAGGGGCUCCCGUGGGCCCCGCUGUCCCCUCUUCCCAGCUGGGUGGGACAGCAGGAGGGGCUGUCCAUUAGGUUCCCUGGGACUGCACAGGACCCACCCCACUCGUUAGGAACUCCCCCUUUUACUCUGAGUUAAUUCAUUUUGCACAAAAGCUCCCAAAACAAACCAAAUCUUGUCCGUUGUCUGCCGGUCCCCAGAGGUGGCCGAGUGAGCCCUGGCAGUGGCGGGAGCCCCCUCUCUUGACCUCGGAAGGCCUGGGGUGCCCGUAGUGUGGCUCUCCCAGCCCCAUCCAGCCCCGGGCAGCCCCGGGCCCCGCCCCCCUGCCCUCCCCCCACCCCGUCACGUGUCCCUAGACCUCCUAGGACCUGUCCCUUGUACGCGCCUAUGAAUACCUGUGUUUUAUGUUGAUAGAGCUCUAUACUGUAAAUAGCAUAUAUACUUGAGCAAUAUAUACGUUAAUAUAUACUGUGUGCGCGCGUGGGGGUGGGCCGGGGCCCCCGCCCGUGGUCUCCGCCGUGCACACAGGCACGAUUUUGAGCUGCCGUCUAUUUUUCAUUCAAGUAUAUA
Messenger RNA from Oryctolagus cuniculus (rabbit), 2698 nucleotides. Lineage: Eukaryota; Metazoa; Chordata; Mammalia; Lagomorpha; Leporidae. The record is from RefSeq and is a predicted model, not a curated record.